This is a messenger RNA of Cataglyphis hispanica, 7389 nucleotides long. Its product is annotated as broad-complex core protein-like. Gene Ontology annotation, cellular component: nucleus. Lineage: Eukaryota; Metazoa; Arthropoda; Insecta; Hymenoptera; Formicidae. The transcript has 6 exons. The coding region runs from base 633 to 1862 and encodes 409 amino acids. The record is from RefSeq and is a predicted model, not a curated record. Gene Ontology annotation, biological process: regulation of transcription by RNA polymerase II. Gene Ontology annotation, molecular function: protein binding; DNA binding.
GGGUGGUUGGGUCUCCCUGCGCUGCGCAUCUUCUACGCGUAUUCCCGUACUGAAAAUGGCCGCCAGCUGUCAUUCGUCUACGAAGUGUGGCUUGUUGUGAAGGAACACGACGCGAAUUCGGCGCAGGACGGUUCCCCGGGCGCGCAGGACGCCGCGAGAACGCGAUGCAAUUACAUAACGACGCGUGGCUCGCUGGCUGAAAUCGAACGCGAUCGCUUGAGAGAGAGAGAGAGAGAGAGAAAGAAAGAAAGAAAGAAAGAAAGAAAUAGAGCGUGAGUGGCAGGCUAGAGGAGAGCGGGGAAACGAGAAGAAUAGAAGUGUACGACGCGUUAGGGACGGGGUCCUCCACGGUGUUACUUCGACGUUGCCAUGAGAGUGUGGCCAGUACGGCUGUUUACAGUUUUUAUUUUACACCAAGUGCGCCGUGGCUAGUUUGCAACUACGCGAGUCGACGGUGCGGCUGAUUUUCUUCCUCUCCUCCAUCUCUUUCUCCUCGAUUUACUCGCCGCGCGAAUCGGUCUCGCUACAGCGUUCUAAUACAGUACACGCUCGUGCCGUCGCGAUACGAGAUUCCCUCAGGAUUACUCUCUCGAUUUACAUUCUAAACCCCGAGGACAGUCAAGAAAAGCAACAUGGGUUCCAGUCAGCAAUUCUCUCUUAGGUGGAAUAAUUAUUUAAAACACAUUACUUGUGCUUUUGACACAUUAAGGACAGAUGAAGAUCUCGUAGAUGUCACUCUAAGCUGCGAAGGCAAAAGGAUUAGGGCGCAUAAAAUGCUUUUGUCAGCAUGUAGUACAUAUUUUAGAGAUUUAUUUAAGGAAAAUCCAUGUCAGCAUCCCGUCAUAAUAUUUCGUAAUGUAAAAUUCGAUGAUUUGGCUGCCUUGGUAGAUUUCAUGUAUCAAGGCGAAGUAAAUGUUGUUCAGGAACAGUUAGCAAGCUUUCUAACAACGGCAGAACUUUUAGCAGUACAGGGCCUUACGGAUGGCACAGGAAAAGAUAAUGAUAGUUUAGUAGAGGAUGACAUAGAAAUUCCCAAUGAGCCUGAAGUUCAACUGCAGAAUACUUCUGGCAAAUCUACAGGGGAUAGUAAGAGGAACAAGUCACCAUCCUCUCCGAUGACAUAUCAUGCCAUCGAAUUGCAGCCUGAAGUGCCGCCAAACAAAAGAAGAAAAACUCGAGACAGUACGAACGCAAAUACGGAAAAAAAUUCAGGGAGUAAUACGAAAGAUCCUGAUGGAAAAACAUUGGAAAAUCAGACUGGCCCGGGUUCCGAUCCAGUCGAAAUAAUUCCCCUUAUGCCGAAUUUAAAACUGGAGAUGCCCGAAUAUCUGGAACAAGAUGGUAGCAGUUGUAGUUACGAGGAUCAGAGUAUAGGUGACAAUACACUCAAUAAAAUUACAAUAGACGAUACAUCGUCGAACACACCUGAUCACGAACAGAAGCCCGACAUCAGUCAGACGUUUUACUCAAGUCAAUCGACAUCAGAUGGUUUGGAUAGCAAACAUCAAUCAGAUGUUGGACACCUGCUUUCUAAACCAAGUACUUCAGGAGAAAGAGUGACGCAGGAAGCAGUACAGGGGGGGGUGGGACGCAAUCGGAAGCACGUUGGCGAUACAACUGGUCAGGUGGUGAUGCAAGGCCCGGGGCGUUUUCCGUGCCGGCUCUGCGGAAACGUUUACAGGCACCUUGCCUCGCUGACCCAGCACCUCGAAGUGCAUCGCAACCAGACUACCUGCAUCGUCUGCCACACCACUCUCAGUCGUAGAACCGACCUGCGGCGUCACAUGCGUCUGAAACACCAAAUACCCUGGCAAAAAACGAUCCACAGGCAGCGCAGCCCGAAAAGCGAAUUGGACUCGUAGAUAAAACGCGCAUCGCACACAUACUUUCUCUCGAGAUAAUAGAUAUCGAUCGUCGUGGAGAAUUAAUGAACGCCGUCUUAUCUCCCCGAUUUACGUUUGCUUAUGCGAGAGCUCGCUGUUGUCGAUCGGGACGGUGCCCCUCAUCACUUUCAUAUUACGCGUUCGAAUUUCUCUUCCAUGUUUUUCAUAAUCUUGUGCGAAUCACUUGAAUCUAAAGGACUUAAAUUUUGCUUCGUAGAAAAUAUAUAUUCGCAUUCUUUAAUUUGAAAUUAAAGAUAUCAAUCCAUUUGUCUGUAUAAAAAGUAACAGAAAAUAGGUGCCUAUAUUUUUCAAUUUCAAACUAAUAUGUUUUGAAUUAAUUAAUACUUCAAAAAAAAAAGAGCAUUAUAGGUGUCAGCUACUUGACAAUAGUUAAGAUGAUGAUCGUUCAAGUCAUUUGCCAUUUUUCAAUGAAGGGGUGUAAAACGAGGCUCUCGCGAGUGAAAAACUUAUGCGCCCCUUUUCUUACUUAUCUCUCGACGAUAAUUGAUGUGUGUAUAUUGAACUUCGGAGAAUACGUUCUCUCCAAGAAAUACAUUUUUUUUAUAUAUUUAAUCGAGACAUCAUUUUUUUAAAUUUUAUUUUAAACAAUUAUUGUUUUGUUAAACCGUGUUGUUUCUCAAGAAGUAGAAAAGAAAGCUUAUUGUCAGACUCGACGGAUUGAACACCAUGUGGGACAUUGAUCUUGCAUUUUAUUUUUUUUUCUCCGAAUAAAUAAAAAAUAUAAGCAUUUGUUGACGUACAUUUUUAACAUUGUUUUCAACCGGAACUCAGUUAUUAUUAUGAGAGCGGACUUCAAAUAAGAGUAACGAUGCAAUUAUCUAAACAUGCAUAUUUUAAUUUAUUCAAAGAUCUCUAAGUCUGGCUAAUACGAUAUAUUUCUAUUCUGGAAUAUUAAAUAUUUAUAUAAUCAUAAUAUAUGUAUACAUAUUAUUAUCUUUGUUGCUGAUGCAUUUAGAUAACGCGUUGAGAUCCGUAGAAUUGUCAGCGAUUUGCAAAUUCGUUACAUUUAACGAGUAUAAAAGCGGUGGGUGAAUGAAAUCGAUGAGCGAAUCGAGUCAAAAUUAAAAAUUCAUGUCGUAAAAUAGAUACGUGAAUGAAAUAUAAAGAUAAAUGCUUUUUGGCGAUCAGAGAAGCGAUAAAUCUGUUCGAGGAGCGAGUAAAAAUAAUUUAGCGAGCGAUUCUCUUGUAUUUAUAAUUCGAUUUAAUUUAAAGUUCAUCGAUUCCGUUCAUCCGCCGUGGUGAAAUUAAAUAGAAUGUAUUUGACAUAGGCGGCAAUAUUUACAUGGAAACAUUUUCUUCGUUUUCGCAGAACAUGGAAUUUAUAUUGCUGUAUAUUUCAGAUACACUCUAUGUAUUACUGAUUUGCUGAGAGAUAGUGGAUAGUCGCGCUUUGAUGUUUUGAUUUUGCGAGAGAGACGAUCGGGACGGAGUUGACGUUUCGUGUUUUCUUUUGGCUCGAUAAUUAUUAUCAGCACGCGGUCCACACGUGGUCCGUUUAGAUGCGUUUCCGCAAGAAAAUUGAUGUCUAGCUUUGCCGCGUACGCGUGUAUUUAUCUUCGCUAAGUGUGCAGUUAACGCAGUUAGCGAUUGUGUUAUAUUAGCGAGUUACGCUUUAGGCGUGUUAAAAGGCGAGAAUUAAGUGAUACGUGUUUAAGGAUCUGAUUGUGAGUGUUGUAUACGUCACCGAUGAACAGAGGUGGCUCUAUCGCGAGGUCUCGAUUAGGAUCUCGACUUUACAGGAUCUUCCCUCGAGCGCGAUAUGCGACUAAAGAGGUACCCUGUAUGUGGAAGGAUCAUGUACAUAAUGUUGCUGCGCCAAAGCACAGUAUAUGCACAUGGCGGAUCCUCAUACAUGGGAAGAUUCUGGCAUAUAAAAGGAUCAAAAACGCUUCUCUGAGGAUUUUAAUGCUAAAAAAAACUCCGCGUAAAAAGAAAGAAAUUUCCCGCGCGGAAAAGCAUCUCCUCGCGUUUGUAGCAAUCCUUUUGAUACAGUGAAGUCUUGUAUUUUCAUGUAGAGAGCCUGGCUAGCUGUGGAGUCGCCUCUCCCCCGGUUUAAUGAAUCGGUGAUCUUAAAGGAUUCUAGUCAUUAUUGUACGAGACAUUAGAUUAUUCAGAUCUCUAUCGCUAGUUCACACAGAACUCUAUAACAAAUCGAAGUUAUUUUUUGAUACUCCUCGAUACACCCGGGAGCUCUCUCUCUCUCUCUCUCUCUCUCUCUCUUGCGGCCGCUAUGUCCUCGCAGGACAUCGCUCCGCAACGUUGUAAUCCUCGCAACCAUGACCUCUGACACGUUACACGGACUCUGUUUACACGUUUACCUGUGCCAUGUGCCGAAUUUCUUUGCGAACGUUUCUUGGGCUCGGUGUACGCUUAGAAAGGUUUAUUCAACCGACGAUUUUGUCAUUCUAUUAAUCCUAAUUUUGCGUAAUUUACGCAAAGCAAUUACGCAAGAUCACCUUCUCUAUAAUUAAAAAUAAAAAAAAAAAAAAAAUAACGAUUGUAAAGACAAGAUUUUCUGACAGGAUAGCAUUGAAGUGAGAUAGUGUAGCUUCUUCGUAUGAAAUGAUAAUGAAACUUUUAAGUGUACAACGAGUCUCAGCUUCAGCUGUCGAGACAGCGUAUAGACAGUGCCUUACACACAAAUACCUGGUUUUACAUUUUACGCAUUGACUUCUUCAGAUAUUUACCAUAGACAAGAAUAUAUCUAGCGAUGCAGAGCAUCCGGAAAGUAGCCGUAAAUUUUGUUACCGGCCUCGUGUAAACAUUGUCUCUGUAUGAAAGGGCGAAAGCAGUGUUUCUCGUGAAGAGUCUCAUAUUUCGAUCUUAUUUAUUUCGCUAUAUAUUAUAUAUUAUAAUUUUCUCAUUGCAAUUUAAAGUUUCUAAUUUAAAUUAUAAUUUAUUCGUUAUUUAUUUAGACUAUAUAAACAAUCAAAAAUUCAUAUAUUGUAAAUUUAUAUUUUAAUUAUUCAGCGUAAUAUAUAGGAAGUAUACACAAUAUUAAAAUAUUAAAAAUCGCGAAAUAUUUAUUUAUUUUUAAGCGAGAUUAUGCUUUUUUAAUAUGAUAUAAUUCUACGUAUAACAUAUCUAAUGUAUUUAACAAUAAAAGAUUAAUAUAUAAUUUAAAGUUAGGGAAACGCUGAUUUCGACCGUUUGCGAGCUGUGUCACAUGUAUCCAAAGACAGAUCUGAAUAUAAGACAUCACCGUUACCGUUAUUGUUGUUAUUAAAUAAGUAAUCUACACAUACACACGGGAGCGAUUUCGCAAGCGGGGAUACCUUAUUUUAGUGAGCGCAUUCAAGAGUGUUAUGUAACAAGUAGUACAAUAAUCGCGAGUAUACGACGCAUAUACGUGCGUACGUCCGCAUUUCGUUUAGUUUUCAAGAGUGACAUCGCACUUUGCGCACCUGACUAUUUACUCAUAGGCAUAAGUGAUCGUAAUUAUCGUAAUUAUAGUUGUUGAUCGUAGUACGAGAAUACGCGUCUAUUAUAGAACGAAUGCCUCAUUUUAACUCAUUAAAUGCCAUUUUGGGGAUCGCGCUGCGGGAUGCAGUUAAUAUGUCGCGUUUUUAACGUUUUUAUCUGAUAUCUUUAAGGAUUGCAAAACCGAUGCCUAUCGAAGAAAAAUCUAUAUAGACUUAUUUAACAGCAAUCGGUGCUACUUUUACAUGCGAAUAAAUGCCAACAUCGCGAAAAUACAGCGAAAGACUGGAACCUUUGGAUUGUAAGACGAUGAAAAGUGUCCUGAAUCACAUAACGAAUUGUCGAGAUUAUCAUUGGAAACAUUGUAAUCAAAAUGACUGCCCGAUCUGUUUGUCGAUAAAAAACAGGACUAAUUUUUAUCUACAUAUUUUUUUGAAUUAGCUUCUGCAAUUCAUUUAGCUGAUCAGCCAAAUCCGAGAUGAGAAGAAUUUAGAGCAAACAAUACAGAUAAAACGAUGUUGUAAUUUCCGCGAUAAUGAUUGGCGCUUAAUGGGUUAAUAUAUAUAAUAUCACCGCCGUGAAAGAGUGUACAAGUAUUUUUAACCGUACGUGGUUGUAUAUCGCAGCGAAACUGUAUCAGGGAUUCUCAAACUUUGCGAAAUUAUAUACUCUUAAUUCUAUUAAGAAAUGUUGCAUUAAUGGUUCCAUUUUAUGUUUCCUUUGCAAAGAAAUAUAAGAGAAUAUUAAUUUUUUAUAUACAGAAGAGAGAGCUGUGCUCUCUAUAAGCUUCGUGUCACAAAGCAAUAUUCUAUCUUUAUAACAGUAAAAGAGAAAAAUAUAGGAUAAUAAAAGAAAAAUUAAAAUACACACAAAUACAUUCAAAACAUAUCUUUUUAGAAAUGAAAAGACUUCGCAACAAAAUUUAAGCAUCUCUGCAACAGAUAAAUCGCGAUGUGUGUUUCAAAAGCAAAAAAUUGUGCAGACUGGAUGCACGAGAAAGAUAUGAAAUGCAUAAAAAAUCAAGACACGAAUGAAUCUCGACGGAAAAUCCUGAAGCGGAAAAGUAUUAUAGUCUUGAUAUGAUAAAACAAGGAUAAACGGAGAUAAAAGUAAGAUCGAUAAAAAUAAAAUUGCUUGGACGUAGAACAUGAGAUAUGAGGUACGAGUUGUCAGCGAAAUGAAAGACGAAAUCUUUGUUCUUACAAGAAAUAUACGAAACAUGGUUCUGUCUGCAUAGACGUGUUUGACGUUAAAGUUUUGAUGCAAAGAUUCAGGUAGUAGUAUCUUAGAAAGAGAAUAAUUAUAGUAUCUUAGAAAAAGAGAUGUAACUGAAUUUAGUACUGACAAAGAAUAUAUAGACGUGGAUAAACUCAUUAUACAGCAAAUGCAAAAUUUUACCUGUAAAUUUCUAGGAGUGAUAGAGAUAUAUGAGGCGAAGAAUUAAAAAAAAAAAAUUAAAAUUGUCAAUUUUGGAUCGCGAAAUCCUUGAAAUCCCAGAUUCGCGAAGUAUCUAAUUUUUAAUUAUAUAUAAAUUAUUAAAAAUUGAUGAACAAAAACUUUGCGCUUGACACUUUCAGGAAAAUUGUUUUUCAAUUGCCUUUAUCAAUCCUAGAAAUUUAUUGGCUAAAUCUGCUUCCACAUUUUGCGAAAAAUCGAAGAAGCUGCCCUACGAAAAAGCUGUUUAACCGUUCGAGACGUAGUUUUACCCUAAAGGUACUAUUUCGAAAUCCCUGUUUGAAAGAAACUACCAUAAUGUUGAAACGAGGAUCUCAAAAAAAUGGUGUUUCAGAGUAAUAACGAAUUAAUCAUCCGUCUUUUGGCUCGCAUGGGUUAAUCCUCUGUAGAAAGAAGACAGCGAAUAUAUGUAGUCGCAGCGAAUUUAGAAAUUAACUAUAAAUAUCAUGAGACACCGUUGUCGGUAGCAUGAAACAUUGCGUUCUUUAUUCAGGUAUGUGUUACGUUUCGGUAUCGUAAUUGUGAGCUUGUAACUUAAUUAAAAGAUCGUGUAAGACUAUACGCUUUCAGAUGUUAUCGCAGUAAUGUAAAUAAAAGAAUUUCUGAUGGA